Messenger RNA from Oncorhynchus keta (chum salmon), 2129 nucleotides. Its product is annotated as twinfilin-1-like. The coding region runs from base 116 to 1165 and encodes 349 amino acids. Gene Ontology annotation, cellular component: myofibril; actin filament; cytoplasm. NCBI's taxonomy places the organism in Eukaryota, Metazoa, Chordata, Actinopteri, Salmoniformes, Salmonidae. The transcript has 9 exons. The record is from RefSeq and is a predicted model, not a curated record. Gene Ontology annotation, biological process: positive regulation of neuron projection development; regulation of lamellipodium assembly; actin filament depolymerization. Gene Ontology annotation, molecular function: actin filament binding; actin monomer binding.
ACCACGUGACCAUGCUGAUGAUGACGACAUAUGAAGUUACUUUAGUCAGCUUCCUACUUCCUUACCCUGGCUUGGUUCUCUCCGUCAUCUUCCUUUCUUACGAUAAAAAGACAAAAUGUCCCACCAAACGGGCAUACAGGCUGGUAACGAUGUGAAGGAUGUCUUUGCCAGUGCAAGGAGUGGAAACCAAUAUCGACUCCUAAAGAUUGUGAUUGAGGAUGAGCAACUUGCUUUGGGCGUGACCAGGCAAGCAUCAAAGACAUGGGACCAAGAGUACGACUCGUUAGUCCUGCCUCUACUAGAGGACCACCUGCCAUCUUAUAUCCUGUACCGACUGGACUCCUCCAACAACCAGGGCUACGAGUGGAUCUUCCUGGCCUGGUCACCUGACCAUUCUCCUGUGCGACAUAAGAUGUUAUACGCUGCUACCAGGGCCACAGUGAAGAAAGAAUUUGGCGGAGGACUAAUCAAAGAUGAGCUCUUCGGCACCACAAAGGAGGACAUGUCUUUGAGGGGCUACAAGAAGUACCUGGUGGCCGAGGCAGCACCGCUACCACUCACUGCUGCCGAGGAGGAACUGAGGCGGAUCAAACUCAGUGAGGUGCAGACUGACAUCAGUGUGGACACCAAGCAGCAGACACUGCAGGGAGUGGCCUUCCCCAUACAUGGAGACGCUGUCGAGGCGCUGGAAAGAUUCAAGGACAAACGAGUCAACUACGUACAACUUGAAAUCGACUUUCCCAACGAGCUCAUUAGGUUGUCUAACACUGAACCGACCGAGGUGAAAGAUCUGCCCAAGAGGAUCCCCACUGAGUCGGCACGCUAUCACUUCUUCCGCUACAAACAUUCCCACGAGGGAGACUACCUGGAGUCCGCUGUGUUCAUUUAUUCCAUGCCGGGGUACAAGUGUAGCAUCAAAGAGAGGAUGCUCUAUUCUAGCUGUAAAAAUCCCCUGGUGGACUUGGUUGAAAAUAACAUGCAAAUUGACAUUUUGAAGAAGCUGGAGAUAGACAAUGGGGAUGAGCUGACUGGUGACUUCCUGUAUGAGGAGGUCCAUCCCAAGCAGCAUGCACACAAGCAGGCCUUCGCCAAGCCCAAGGGACCUGCCGGGAAGAGGGGCGGACACCGCAUCACCAGACCACCUGGAGAUGGAGAAGAGAACUAAACGAACAUCACCCCCCCACACACACACACAUGCUCCAUAAUGGAACAUUCCAAGUGAUCAUGGAGGGAAAGCUUAUUUGACGCAACCUUAAAGCCCAUCCAGAGACUGAACUAUGCACUCCAAAGGCCAACUUAGCUGAGACACACACUUGAGAAUGUCCAUUUGUAGCCUGUCAAAUUGAAAGUUCUAUGAGGGCGUAACUGCAUUUAUUCGCAAAGUAUUUUACUGAGCUAUUCAGAGGUUAGAACAAGUUGACUAGGAAAGGUUUUUACACUGUUGUUGCUGAGACAAAAAUAUGCUAGUGCAACUAAUGUGAAUUUGUGCCAAUGUGACGAACCCUCCAUGAGUUGUUCACAUGCUUGCAUUCCUCUUACAGUAGGUCAAUUUGUUAUGCGUUUCCUGUCCCCAAAGUUGAGACGUCUCCAUCGCUAUGUGUGCACAGCUAUGAAGAGGUCUAACCCCCCCCCACAAAAAUAUCAUAUUUGCUCACAUCAUUCUUCAUUUUUUUUGUGCAGUUUAUUUUUUAUAUUGGAAAUUGUUUUUGAUAUAAUUGUGGUUUACAUAAAACACAUCUGCUGUGAAAUGUACUUUUCUAUGCAAGUGCUGUACAUACAUGUGAUUUAAAGGUCUUGUCUGUACUGAUCAUCUAUCUAGUGUCAACGAGGGUCAAGUGACAGAGACAACAGGGGCUUCCAGUAUUUCACAUUAUUGAUGCAUCUCAGAUUACUCCUUCAGAGGAAGCUAAGUUGCAUAUUGUGUGCAUGCAAGGUGAGAGUCCCAGAGACUGGAAAGGGGAUAUCAAAUGGAAUUUGUUUCUGCCACAGUCACUUGUCUACUGAUUAUUGUAAGGCAAACCACUAGUUUAACACCUCAUAUUUGGACAAGGGAAUACCUUCUCAUGAGAAGUGUCGUGUUUGGUCUUAAGUUAAUUUUUAAAAAGGAAAAUAAAAAUAUUUAAAUCACA